AUGCUUACGGAAGACGGUUAUCGAAAUGUAUUAGAAAAUCAUUUGCUGAACAUUGGCACUACGACUGGCGGAGGUGAUUGGUUUUUGCAGCAAGAUAAAGCACCAAUUCAUCGAGCAAAGGCUAAUUUACCAUGGUUUAGAGCCAAAAAGAUUCAAUUAUUAGAGUGGUCUUCACUUUCAUCAGACUUAAAUCUCAUCGAAAACUUGUGGAGAAUAUUACCGAAACGCGUUUAUGCCGGUGGAAGACAAUUUUAUUAUAAAGAAGAGCUAAAAAAACAAUUAAAACUGAAUGGUCGAAAAUAA
Didymodactylos carnosus is the source of this 303-nucleotide messenger RNA. The record is from the annotation of a GenBank genome assembly. Lineage: Eukaryota; Metazoa; Rotifera; Eurotatoria; Philodinida; Philodinidae.